AUGGCUCUAAGUUCGAAGAACAAAUUAUGCUUCAUAGAUGGUUCCAUGAAGAUUCCUUCCAAAUCUGAUGAUAACUACUCAGAUUGGGAACGAUGCAACAAUACAGUCCUAGAAGAUGCGUGGAAUGACCUCAAGGAUCGAUUCUCUCAGGCUGAUAUAUUUCGUAUUUCAGAUUUGGAGGACGAUAUAUGCAAAUUGGAACAAGGAAAUCGAACAGUAGCACAAUAUUUCACAGAGUUGAAGAUCCUAUGGGAUGAAGUUGAUAAUCUGAUUCCAUUACCAAGAUGCAUAUGCCAGGUACAAUGUUCCUGUGGUGGUUAUAACAACAUGCGUAAGAUAAGAGAUAGAGGCCGUGUAAUUAGAUUCCUUAAGGGAUUAAACAAUCAAUAUGAACAUGUUAGCUCCCAAAUCAUGUUGAUUGAUCCCAUUCCAGUUGUUAAUAAAGUUUUUUCCAUGAUAAUACAACAAGAGAGAAAGCUAAGUGGUCCAAUUCAAGGUCAUGCUGCAAACUCUACUCGUGCUUUCUCUUAUGUUUCUGAGUCCAAGAAUAAUUUCAACAUGGGAAGAGGAAGGUCCAAUUUUAAUAGAGGUGGUAACAGUGACAAUUUUAAUAGAGGUGGCAACACUAACAAUUUUAAUAGAGGUGGUAACAAUGGAAGAGGAAAAGGACGAUUCUGUACAAAUUGUAAGAUGACAAAUCAUACAAUUGAGAGUUGCUAUUUUAAGCAUGGCUUUCCUCCUGGCUAUAAAUCGAAAAGGAGUGUCAAUCUUGCUGUCACACCAGAAAAUACUUCCCAAACAGAACAUAGUGCACUCUUCACUGCAGAGCAGCAUCAAUAG
This is a messenger RNA of Gastrolobium bilobum, 840 nucleotides long. RefSeq lists its product as uncharacterized. The coding region runs from base 1 to 840 and encodes 279 amino acids. The record is from RefSeq and is a predicted model, not a curated record. NCBI's taxonomy places the organism in Eukaryota, Viridiplantae, Streptophyta, Magnoliopsida, Fabales, Fabaceae. The transcript has 2 exons.